AUGCAUGUUUAUCAGCCUUGUGGAAGUUUCCAUUUUAUCAUUGUUAUCAUUUUCACGGUUAUUCCUCUACGGAAAGCAGAUUUAUGGACCGAAACAGAACGAAUGAGCAACUUGCAACAGUGGCGUACUUUAUGCGCUCGAUACACAGUUCCACUAGCUUACAUGAAAGAUUCAAAUGCGCCUAUCACUGUUUUUGCCCCGGUUAAUGAUGUCUUUACCUACAAUCCGGAUAUUCGUGCUUUAAGCCAAAAGGAAGUCCUUGCUCAUAUAGUGGAUACACAAGUUUAUGAACUUGGUGAGAACCGAAAAUGGGAUAAACAAACACUUAUCCGAAGUACGGUCAGUAGCGGGUACAUGUACAUAACACAGUUUGUAAAUAAUCCCGGAAAUUAUUCCUACUUUGCAAAUAAUGGGAUGCUCUGCAAUCAUGCUAGCAAUGAAUGGGGUAUCAUCAGUGGUCAGCAAUAUCUGUUUAAAAUCUGUACACCAAUUGGACAUCGACCAUAUCCGGGAACCGCACUUUCGUUUAUAAGAGAUAAAGAAAAGAUGUCUUUCUUUGAUCGGCCUUAUAAUAAUCAUGACCUCAGUGAGUUGAGGGAUGUGCUCGAUCGCGUGCCGGAUAUUGCGUUGGCAAUUUUCGGCAGUUCGGCAUGGAAUGGCUUUCAUACUUUCUUUUUACCUACAAAUCAAGCAUUUUUUAAGGUAAUAGAUCGCAAUCGUUUAGACCGUGAAGUAUUACUGGCUCAUGUAACAGGUAUAAACAGGGUACUCUUUACUUAUCCAUGGCUUUAUGAUCGGGGUAUACACUACUAUCCAUCGCUACGUUUUUCUGCUAAUGUUAUUGAGGAUAAUUAUGAUUUAAGAUUAUGCAUGCGGAAUAUUACCGAUCAUCGAACCGGACGAUGGGAUCUUUACGCGGUCUCUGAAGUACACGAACGGUAUGGACAAUUUCGUCGUGGUGCAGUUUGGGCUAAAAUUCUGGUACCAAAUAUUCCAGUUCAAAAUGGCGUAGUCCAUAUCGUUGAUAAUGUUCUUGGCAUUGUUACCAAUACUAUCGACCAGCUCAUCAUGGAUAACAAUCGUUGCACAACUUUGAUUCGUUAUAUAAGUAUGAUUGGACAAAUAGUUCGCAAUUAUUUUUCUGCAACUGGUGGUAUGGUGACAUUUUUUGCGCCGUACAAUGAAGCAUUUGAACGAAUCCCUGAAUAUAUUGAAAGAAGACUUCUGAGAGAUCGCAUCUGGCUUGAAAAGGUCCUUAAACUUCAUAUAGUUCCUAAUAAGGAGUUGACUAGUAAUGAAAUCACUAAUGAAACGGUUGUGAACACAGUCGAUAACAUACAUCAGCUAUAUUUUAUCCGAGGUGAAUGGCCAAGAAAUAAUAUCACUUACUAUGUUAUUGGCGGUGGUGUGCGAGCAGCAAUUAUGAUGGAUAAUGUCGCAGCCGUGAACGGUAUCGUGAAUUAUAUCGAUCGUGUACUUGGAGUACCAUACCAAACAUUAUAUGAAGUUAUGCAAAAUGACUCCAGGCUUCAGAUAUCUUAUUCAAUGCUUCAAAAUCUGCAAUUGCGAUAUUCCUUGGAUCCGUGGCAAGUUCUAACACCCCAACAAAAUUUCACAUUUUUCGUGCCAACCAAUGAAGCUUGGGAUAAGGUAUCAACUUCACAGAAAUACAAAAUGACAGAUGGUAAACAUUGGUUAGCAUUGCAGUACGUCUUUAAGCGGCAUAUUAUUCAAGGCCUUGCACUUAUGUACACUGAUCUAAGGGAGCGAACUUAUGUAAUGAUGAACGAUGAAAAAGUGGUGAUACGCCGAAGAGGACGUUUUUUCGAACUUUAUUGGCCUCGUGGUAACCGUGUUGCACGCAUAAUUCCAGGCGGUGAAAAAGCUGGAAUCAAUGGUUUUAUGCAUAUGAUCGAUAACGUACUGAUCUACGAGCGCGAUCUAGAAGCUCUGGCUUGUUCGGCUCUAAACUUAACACAUUUUUUGCUAAUCUCAUUUUUAAUGUACAUCGUAUUCCUUUGA
Molecule: messenger RNA, 2022 nt
Organism: Cercopithifilaria johnstoni
Lineage: Eukaryota; Metazoa; Nematoda; Chromadorea; Rhabditida; Onchocercidae
Source: the annotation of a GenBank genome assembly